AUGGGAGAGGAUACAAUAGCACUUCCUGGUCAAGAUUAUGACAGUAUUCCAUUCGAAAUCUUAAAUAAAAAUACAAAUAUAAAGACAUUAGACUUAAGUUUUAAUAAUAUAAAGAAAGUAGAGUCGUUGGAUAAUUUUAAACAAUUGGUUUCAUUGGUUUUAGAUAAUAAUCAAAUUGAAUCAAAUAACGAUUUUUCAAAUUUACCAAAUUUAAAAACAUUGUCAUUAAAUAACAAUAAUAUUUCAGAUUUAAGAGAAUUUAUAGAAUCAAUUAAAAAUAAAUUCCCAAAUUUAACAUUUUUAAGUUUAUUAAAGAAUCCAGCAUGUCCAAAUUAUUAUUUUACUGGUGCAGAUUUUAAUGAUUACCAAAAAUAUAGAUAUUACAUUCUAUACCAUUUAAAACAUUUAAAAUUUUUAGACUCAACACCAGUAACAGCAGAAGAAAGAAAAGAAGCUGAAAGAACAGGUGUAUAUUCAUUACCAGCAAAACCAGUAUCACAAAAUGUAGUCACCGAAGAAGUUGAUGAAGAUGAACCAACUUAUAGAUCACUUUCAAGUGAUUUAGCUCCAGAGGGUAAAGGUAAAGCUUCUUUUGGUGUUUCAACUUAUGUUUACUAUGGUAGACAAUCAGAAGGAAAUAGAUUCAUUAUGAAUGAUGAUUUAUAA
Dictyostelium purpureum is the source of this 666-nucleotide messenger RNA. RefSeq lists its product as uncharacterized. Bases 1 to 666 code for a protein of 221 amino acids. NCBI's taxonomy places the organism in Eukaryota, Evosea, Eumycetozoa, Dictyosteliales, Dictyosteliaceae. Gene Ontology annotation, biological process: melanocyte differentiation. Gene Ontology annotation, molecular function: protein binding. The transcript is spliced from 3 exons. The record is from RefSeq and is a predicted model, not a curated record.